AUGUCACAGCCACCACGCAGCAAUGAUGGCUACCCCGCUACAGCGGAGAAGGGAGUCACACGGCCAGCUAUGAGUCUGACGUGUGCCGCACCCUUAGCUAUCUUGCCUGCUCCUAGUUUGGAGGGAGAGACCUACCGGGAUCAUGUAGGGUGUAAAGCUGACCUCGACAGCAAUGACGAUGGUAGUCGUGGCGAUUAUAACGUGAAUGCGAGGGAUGACAGCGACAGUGACGACGUGGAGGAUGGUGACUACGCCUCUGCUUCUUCGCUUCGUGCCCAUGCGUACAACACGGCAUCGUCCAAGGAUGGUUUGUGCCUGUUCCGCAGCCCAACCAAUCGAGGCCCACCUGUUCAAUAUGAUCCGCAUGAUCACACAAGACCCGAUCUGACGCACGCACCCUCGUCGUCUUUGUCCGCCAAGGUGCAGCAGCGGCGCCUGUGGGUCUUGCCUCGUGACGCUUUUCAUCCUCAGUGCUGGGCUUCCCUCACAUCUACACGCUCGUCCCUCGACACCGCAGCGAAGUCCUGCAGCGAUGGGGAAGCCUACGCUAGCAACGGCCGCAGUGGCGCUUGCGCGUCUACUCACGGCCUCGUGGCACCGGCAGCGCCUGUCACGACAGGCGACCCGCAUGCGCUUCCCCCGUCCGCAUUGCAGCCGGACUCCUCGGCGGUAGGCGCGGCACCUUUGGCGUUAAACUGUAUGAUAAACGCCAGCGUCGCCCGGCUGCCACAUCCUCGCCACGGCCAGCCGCUGCUGUGCCUAGUCGUGCGCGAUCCCACCAUCCCCGUCGUGACGAGGACGUUUCCCCCCAACUUGCCUUCCGCAGUGUCCGCCUCCCCCUCGCUGCUUUAUGAGGUGCAGGCGCAUGCCCCACCAAGCGGCUUUGCGCAGAGCUGGUUUGUGAAAGAGCAGGUUGUUCCGAGCACCGUCGGUGCUGGCGAGCUGCUCGUCGCGACCCCAUUGGACCUGACCUUCUUUGCACUCUACGAGCUUCUCGGUGACGCGCAGCGCUACGAACGCCUGUCCCGCACCUUUAUGUCGGCGGAAGACCUGUACAGGGACAGAGACCUGCGGCCCUCAGCUGUCACCUCCGCCUCUGCGGCCGGCUACGAAGGCGACGCGCCAGAGACGAACGCGUUUCUGGCCGUGUUCAGCGGCGUCGGCGGUGGCGGCGAGGACUCGCGGUCGUCAACGUCUUCCUCUGCGCCGUGUACCGCAGCGCUUCUCUCCUCGAGUGGAGCACAUGACGCGUCUGUGGACGAUGGGGGCCCGCACGGCUGGGCUGCGCACCCGCCGUCACAGCUGACGACUUCAUCUUUCUUUUCUGCCACGCCUCACGGCAAGCUAGGCGGUGGCAGUGGCCGGGGCUGGGCUGGCUGGGCACGCGCAGCAGCAGCACACCCACUCCUCUUGCACCACUGCCUGCGUGUACUUCAGUCCGACGGUGUGCUGCGACGGCUCUGCGAGGUCCGUGUAAUCGGCGGCAACUCCUAUGUGCAGACGUCGACCUCUGAUGCUCCUGUCGAAAGCCUCGACGCGGUGUACUACAGGCCUUCUGAGUCGGUGGCGGUGGAGUGGUUAAAGACGAGAGUAGAGCGUGUCCGCGCCUCUCCAGUGUUGCGAGCAAUACUGCAGCUACCGGAGAGCAGCCCUGUUGCAACGGCGACGGCCGCUACACCAGCUGAGGCUUGUGUGGAGGUCCCCAUGACGGUUGCCUUUGGCGUGGUGGCCGAGUAUGUGCCAGAUCGACUGCACGCGGCUCUUGCUGCGGCCUGCGGUCUCCCAGACCCUGCAGCGACGCCAGUUUCUUCGCCGAUAGCUGCGGCGUCUACGGACGGCGCCAAGCGGCACCGCGACGACGUAGCGACAAACAGGAGAAAGGCGGAAGCGACCCCAAGCGCUGCUGGCACGAAAAGUGCCAGCGUAAAGCGCCUGGAGAAGGCGGGGAAGCCGAAGGGUACGCCCACUUUGCUUGAAAUGUUUGCAAAGAAGGCGAGGUCAGAGGGGGCCGCGCCGUAG
Leishmania braziliensis MHOM/BR/75/M2904 is the source of this 2019-nucleotide messenger RNA. RefSeq lists its product as hypothetical. NCBI's taxonomy places the organism in Eukaryota, Euglenozoa, Kinetoplastea, Trypanosomatida, Trypanosomatidae. The transcript has a single exon. The record is from RefSeq and is a predicted model, not a curated record. Bases 1 to 2019 code for a protein of 672 amino acids. Gene Ontology annotation, cellular component: nucleoplasm; ribonuclease H2 complex. Gene Ontology annotation, biological process: ribonucleotide metabolic process; RNA catabolic process.